This is a messenger RNA of Camelina sativa (false flax), 704 nucleotides long. The record is from RefSeq and is a predicted model, not a curated record. Lineage: Eukaryota; Viridiplantae; Streptophyta; Magnoliopsida; Brassicales; Brassicaceae.
UAAUGCCCCUAGUAUGUUACAUCUCUCUACCACUCCUACGACCACAACCUCAUCUAGUUGCUGGGAUCGGAAGAAUGCCUCAAACAGUGGUAGACUCUCGUCCAUGGUGUUCACUGAUGGUCCAUUGCUUGACUCUGUAAACCUCCGCCGACCCACCAAAGGUGAGGUUUGCUUAUAUUCACCACAAUAUGAAACGUAUGGCAUGUCCAAUAAGCCCUUACCUUGUGAUAAGGAAAUAUCUGUCUCUCCGCCGCUUUGUAUGUCACCACUUGGUCCGAAGUUUUCUGAGAGAAUAAAAGCUGUAACAAGUGGCCAAAAUGGGAAGAUACUGGAAGAUUUAAGGAAUAUUAGUGAAGAAGCAGAAUUAAGAAUUGAUCAUAGAUUAUUUGAUGAUGCAUAUGCCGUUAGGAGAACGUUUUCAAUGGAGAGAAGUACUGAAUCAGCUCCGGCAUCUCCAUGUAAAAGGUUCGUUAGAAGCUUGAGUGGACGCCCCAUUCAGAGGUCAUUAGUUGGUUCUUUUGAGGAGUCACUAUUGACAGGAAGAUUGUCAUGCGGGCCAACAAAUCAGGUUUUCAUCUUCAACGUUGAUGCUUUGAUAACUCACUUUAUAGGUCAUUAGAAAGUCACAUUCUUUAACUAGUGUUCGUCCCCAUUUCAUGAAAGAAAUAUGUGUAACCUUAGAAAUUGAGGAUUGGUAAAACUGG